Molecule: messenger RNA, 2286 nt
Organism: Ornithorhynchus anatinus (platypus)
Lineage: Eukaryota; Metazoa; Chordata; Mammalia; Monotremata; Ornithorhynchidae
Gene: EXOC7
Product: exocyst complex component 7
Exons: 20
Coding region: 75-2177 (700 amino acids)
Biological process (GO): exocytosis
Cellular component (GO): exocyst
Molecular function (GO): phosphatidylinositol-4,5-bisphosphate binding
Source: RefSeq, a predicted model, not a curated record
AGGUGGAGCCAGAGGCGGAAGUGGGGCAGGUGAGGGAUCGGGCCGCGGUCCUGGAGGCGGCGGACCCCGCAGACAUGAUCCCCCCUCAGGAGGCGUCCGCCCGCCGGCGGGAGAUCGAGGACAAGCUGAAGCAGGAAGAAGAGACGCUGUCCUUCAUCCGAGACAGCCUGGAGAAGAGUGACCAGCUGACCAAGAACAUGGUGUCCAUCUUGUCGUCCUUUGAGAGCCGGCUGAUGAGGUUGGAAAACUCCAUCAUCCCCGUGCACAAGCAGACGGAGACCCUGCAGCGGCUGCAGGAGAACGUCGAGAAGACCCUGUUCUGCCUGGACCACGUCAUCAGUUACUACCACGUGGCCAGCGACACCGAGAAGGUCAUCAAGGAAGGCCCCUCGGGCAGGCUGGAGCAGUACCUGGGCUGCCUGGCCAAGAUCCAGAAGGCGGUGGAGUACUUCCAGGACAAUAACCCAGACAGCCCGGAGCUGAACCGUGUGAAAUCCCUGUUGGAGAGAGGCAAGGAGUCCCUGGAGUCCGAGUUCCGCAGUCUGAUGGCCCGGCACAGCAAGGCGGUCUCCCCUGUCCUCAUCUUGGACCUGAUCGCGGGUGAGGAGGAGCAAGAGGGUCCGGGGGGCCCGGCGGCCCCGCCCCUGGAACACCUGCCCGAGGCCGCGCUACAGGAUGUGGUGCGCAUCUCCCGCUGGCUGGUGGAGUUUGGCAGGAACCAAGAUUUCAUGAACGUCUAUUACCAGAUUCGGUCCAGCCAGCUGGAGCGCUCCAUCAAGGGCCUGCGCGAGCAUUUCCGCCAGAACAGCUGCUCAGUGGGGGUCCCCUACUCCCCGGCCGUUACCACCAAGAGGAAGGACACGCCCGCCAAGAAGGCCAUCAAGCGGCCAGGGACGAUCCGUAAGGCCCAGAGCCUCCUGAAACAGUAUUCCCAGCACGGGCUAGAUGGGAAAAAGGGGGGCUCUGGCCUGGUUCCUCUCGAAGGCCGGGAUGAGGUCCUGGACGUGGAGAUCGACGCCUACAUGCAUUGUGUGAGCGCCUUUGUUCGCCUAGCUCAGAGUGAGUACCAGCUGCUGACCGACGUCAUCCCUGAGCACCACCAAAAGAGGACCUUUGAUUCCCUCAUCCAGGACGCUCUGGACGGGCUGGUGAUAGAGGGAGAGAACAUUGUGGCGGCCGCCCGCAAGGCCAUCGUCCGACAUGACUACUCCGCCGUGCUCACCGUCUUCCCUGUGCUGCGCCACCUUAAGCAGACCAAACCAGAGUUCGACCAGGUGCUGCAGGGCACAGCUGCCAGCACCAAGAACAAGCUCCCCGGCCUCAUUGCGUCCAUGGAGACCACUGGGGCCAAAGCCCUGGAGGACUUCGCAGACAACAUCAAGAAUGACCCGGACAAAGAGUACAACAUGCCCAAAGAUGGCACAGUGCACGAGCUCACGAGCAACGCUAUCCUCUUCCUACAACAGCUUCUUGAUUUUCAGGAGACAGCGGGGGCCAUGCUGGCCUCUCAAGUUCUUGGGGACACAUACAAUAUUCCUUUAGACCCCCGAGAAACCAGUUCCUCCGCCACCAGUUACAGCUCUGAGUUCAGCAAACGUCUGCUCAGCACCUACAUCUGCAAGGUCCUGGGCAACUUGCAGCUGAACCUCCUGAGCAAGUCCAAGGUGUACGAGGACCCGGCCCUAAGCGCCAUCUUCCUGCACAACAACUACAACUAUACCCUCAAGUCCCUGGAGAAGUCGGAGCUGAUCCAGCUGGUGGCGGUGACGCAGAAGACAGCCGAGCGCUCGUACCGGGAGCACAUUGAGCAGCAGAUCCAGACGUACCAGCGCAGCUGGUUAAAGGUGAUGGAUUAUAUCUCUGAGAAGAGCUUGCCCGUGUUCCAGCCGGGAGUCAAGCUCCGAGACAAGGAGAGGCAGAUGAUCAAGGAGCGCUUUAAGGGCUUCAAUGAUGGCCUGGAGGAACUGUGCAAGAUCCAGAAGGCAUGGGCCAUCCCCGACGAGGAGCAGAGGGACAAGAUCCGGCAAGCUCAGAAAACCAUCGUCAAGGAUGCCUAUGGGGUCUUCCUGCACAGGUACUGCACCCUCCCCUUCACCAAGAACCCCGAAAAAUACAUCAAAUACCGGGUGGAUCAGGUGGGCGACAUGAUCGAGCGGCUCUUCGACACCUCGGCUUGACCCAGGUCAUUCCCAUGGCAACCUUCCCUCCUCACUGCCCACUCCCCCCGCCAGCUGCAACUGGCCAAACCAUAUUUAUCAGACAGAUAAACCAGUACCUGUGCUGUUC